Messenger RNA from Fibroporia radiculosa, 390 nucleotides. RefSeq lists its product as uncharacterized. Bases 1 to 390 code for a protein of 129 amino acids. The transcript has 6 exons. Gene Ontology annotation, cellular component: mitochondrial inner membrane. The record is from RefSeq and is a predicted model, not a curated record. Gene Ontology annotation, molecular function: enzyme regulator activity. Gene Ontology annotation, biological process: mitochondrial electron transport, cytochrome c to oxygen. Lineage: Eukaryota; Fungi; Basidiomycota; Agaricomycetes; Polyporales; Fibroporiaceae.
AUGUCGAUGCUUGCUCGCCGCCUUGCUCUGCGCGCAUUUCCGCGCACUCGUGGAUAUGCUAACACUACGGCUGAAUUGAUGGAGACCAACUGGGCGGACAAACAAGCUGCCUUGAGAGCUCACGCAGCUGAGACUGCCAACCUCUGGCGUAGGAUCAGCUUUUAUGUUUGCCUUCCUGCCGUUGUUGUCACUGCUCUCUGGGUACGAAACGUUGAGAAUGAACAUGCCGAGCAUGAGGCACAUAUCAGGGCUGAGCACGACGGUCAGCUUCCGGAGAUUCCCGCGUUUGAGUAUAUGAACAGACGUGCGUCUGGCCCUUACCCUUGGGGAAUGAACUCAUUGUUCUUCAAUCCUCACGUGAAUAAGGAUUUGACCAAGACGGACGAGUAA